Molecule: messenger RNA, 5027 nt
Organism: Mirounga angustirostris (Northern elephant seal)
Lineage: Eukaryota; Metazoa; Chordata; Mammalia; Carnivora; Phocidae
Gene: ANO1
Product: anoctamin 1
Exons: 28
Coding region: 395-3520 (1041 amino acids)
Biological process (GO): chloride transmembrane transport
Cellular component (GO): plasma membrane
Molecular function (GO): protein dimerization activity; intracellularly calcium-gated chloride channel activity
Source: RefSeq, a predicted model, not a curated record
GGCCGGGGGCGGGCCGGGCCCGCGGGCCGAGCGCCGCUCUUCUUCUCCAGCGUCCCGCGCCCGCGCGCGGUGUCCGGGUGGCGGCGCGGGGCGGGGCGAGGGCGGCGUCCGCAGGUAGCCCCGGGGGCGGGGAGGCCGACCGGGACCCCCAGCCCAAAAAGCCCAGGGGGAGGAGCGGCGCGGCGGCGGUGCGCGAGGGCGGCCAAGUUGGGCUCCGGCGCGCGCGGCUUCGCGUCCUGCGUCCGGGAGGAGGAGGAGGGGGACGGUCCCCUCCGCAGCUGGGCUCGACCCCUGGCCCUCGGAGCCGCCGAAGACCUCAGGGGGUGACUUCGUAGCCCCCUCUCCUGGACGCGGCGCGUCCGGGGCGCAGCGGAACCGGGCAGCGAGCCGCGCCAUGCUGGAGGGCGACAUCGACCUCGAGGGGCUGUCCCCCCCGGAAGCCCCCGCAGCCCAGGCCGCCGCGGCCGUGGAUGCGGAGGGCGCGCCGCCCGGCCGGCCCGGCGCCCAGGCGGCCGCGAUGAGGGUCAACGACAAGUACUCGACGCUCCCGGCCGAGGACCGCAGCGUCCACAUCAUCAACAUCUGCGCCAUCGAGGACAUCGGCUACCUGCCGUCCGAGGGCACGUUGCUGAACUCGCUGUCCGUGGACCCCGACGCCGAGUGCAAGCACGGCCUCUACUUCCGGGAUGGCAGGCGCAAGGUGGACUACAUCCUGGUGUACCAUCCCAAGAGGCCCUCGGGCAGCAGGACCCUGGCCCGGAGAGUGCAGCACAGCGAUGCUGCCCUGGCUGCCCGCGGUGCCAGGCAGGACCAGCUCCUGCCGGGCAAGGGGAGCGUGGGGGCGGCAGGUGGCCCCGAGCCCCUGAUGGACUACCACGAGGACGACAAGCGAUUCCGCAGGGAGGAGUACGAGGGGAACCUCCUGGAGUCCGGCCUGGAGCUGGAGCGAGACGAGGACACCAAGAUUCACGGGGUUGGAUUUGUAAAGAUCCACGCACCCUGGAAUGUGCUGUGCAGAGAGGCCGAGUUCCUGAAACUGAAGAUGCCCACGAAGAAGCUCUAUCACAUUAACGAGACCCGUGGCCUCCUGAAGAAGAUCAACUCUGUGCUCCAGAAAAUCACAGACCCCAUCCAGCCCAAGGUGGCAGAGCACAGACCCCAGACCACAAAGAGACUCUCCUACCCCUUCUCCCGGGAGAAGCAGCACCUAUUUGACCUGUCUGACAAGGAUUCCUUUUUCGACAGCAAAACCCGAAGCACAAUAGUCUAUGAGAUCCUGAAAAGAACAACGUGUACCAAGGCCAAGUACAGCAUGGGGCAAGGAGAGGGAAGAAAGAAGGACUCUGCCCUUUUAAAUAAAAGGCGAAAAUGUAGUAAAUACGGUAUCACGAGCCUACUGGCCAAUGGCGUUUACUCGGCCGCCUACCCCCUGCACGAUGGAGACUACGAAGGUGAAAACGUGGAUUUCAAUGACAGAAAACUCCUGUACCAAGAGUGGGCGAGCUAUGGGGUCUUCUAUAAGUACCAGCCCAUCGACCUGGUCAGGAAGUACUUUGGGGAGAAGAUUGGCCUGUACUUCGCCUGGCUGGGUGUGUACACCCAGAUGCUCAUCCCCGCGUCCAUGGUCGGCAUCAUCGUCUUCCUGUACGGAUGUGCCACCGUCGAUGAGAACAUCCCCAGCAUGGAGAUGUGUGACCAGAGACACAACAUCACCAUGUGCCCGCUGUGCGACAAGACCUGCAGCUACUGGAAGAUGAGCUCGGCGUGCGCCACGGCCCGGGCCAGCCACCUCUUCGACAACCCCGCCACCGUCUUCUUCUCGGUCUUCAUGGCCCUCUGGGCUGCCACCUUCAUGGAGCACUGGAAGCGGAAACAGAUGCGGCUCAGGUACCACUGGGACCUCACGGGCUUCGAGGAGGAGGAGGAGGCUGUCAAGGACCAUCCCAGAGCCGAAUAUGAAGCCAGAGUUUUGGAAAAGUCGCUUAGGAAAGAAUCCAAAAACAAAGAGAAGCGCCGGCAUAUUCCAGAGGAGUCAACAAACAAAUGGAGGCAGAGGGUUAAGACCGCCAUGGCGGGGGUGAAAUUGACAGACAAGGUGAAGCUGACCUGGAGAGACCGGUUCCCAGCCUACUUCACCAACUUGGUCUCCAUUGUCUUCAUGAUUGCAGUGACCUUCGCCAUCGUCCUGGGAGUCAUCAUCUAUAGGAUCUCCACAGCCGCUGCCUUGGCCAUGAACUCCUCCCCAUCCGUGCGGUCCAACAUCCGGGUCACGGUCACAGCCACCGCAGUCAUCAUCAACCUGGUGGUCAUCAUCCUGCUGGACGAGGUCUACGGCUGCAUAGCCCGCUGGCUCACCAAGAUUGAGGUUCCAAAGACGGAGAAGAGCUUCGAGGAGAGGCUGAUCUUCAAGGCUUUCCUGCUGAAGUUUGUGAAUUCCUACACCCCCAUCUUUUACGUGGCUUUCUUCAAAGGGAGGUUCGUCGGACGCCCGGGCGACUACGUGUACAUUUUCCGUUCUUUCCGGAUGGAAGAGUGUGCCCCGGGGGGCUGCCUGAUGGAGCUCUGUAUCCAGCUCAGCAUCAUCAUGCUGGGCAAGCAGCUCAUCCAGAACAACCUGUUUGAGAUCGGCAUCCCGAAAAUGAAGAAGUUCAUCCGCUAUCUGAGGCUGAGGCGCCAGAGUCCCUCUGACCACGAUGAGUUCGUGAAGAGAAAGCAGCGCUAUGAGGUGGACUACACGCUGGAGCCCUUCGCGGGCCUCACCCCAGAGUACAUGGAGAUGAUCAUCCAGUUUGGUUUUGUCACCUUGUUCGUCGCGUCCUUCCCCCUGGCCCCGCUCUUCGCUCUGCUGAAUAACAUCAUCGAGAUCCGCCUGGAUGCCAAAAAGUUUGUCACCGAGCUCCGAAGGCCGGUGGCUGUCAGAGCCAAAGACAUCGGAAUCUGGUACAAUAUUCUCAGAGGCGUCGGGAAGCUGGCCGUCAUCAUCAACGCGUUCGUCAUCUCCUUCACAUCCGACUUCAUCCCUCGCCUGGUGUACCUCUACAUGUACAGCGAGAGCGGGACCAUGCACGGCUUCGUCAACCACACCCUGUCCUCCUUCAACGUCAGCGACUUCCAGAACGGCACCGCCCCCAACGACCCCCUGGACCUGGGCUACGAGGUGCAGAUCUGCAGGUACAAAGACUACCGGGAGCCCCCGUGGUCGGAGCACAAGUACGACAUCUCCAAGGACUUCUGGGCCGUGCUGGCAGCCCGGCUGGCUUUCGUCAUUGUCUUCCAGAACCUGGUCAUGUUCAUGAGCGACUUUGUGGACUGGGUCAUCCCAGACAUCCCCAAGGACAUUAGCCAGCAGGUGCACAAGGAGAAGGUGUUGAUGGUGGAGCUGUUCAUGAGGGAGGAGCAGGGCAAGCAGCAGCUGCUGGACACGUGGAUGGAGAAGGACCGGAAGAAGGACGAGCCAUGCAACAACCACGGCCCCAAAGCCUGCCUGGACAGCCCCGAGUACCCCGGGGGCGCCCUGUAGCUGCCCCGGCCUCCCGGCCGACGGGCACCCUCCCCCAGCCAGGCCCAGUGGCUCCGGUGUUCGUCGCAAACCUGGAAGACCACCUUCUGAUAGGACAACAUUCUUCUGUCUUUUUUCUGUUUUUUCUCCUUGUCUUUGCACAAAACCAUAUGCAGGGAAUUUUUUUAUCUUUAGUAUUCAAGGUUAAUCAAAAUGAUCGCUGGGGAUAGGGUGAGAACACGCGCGAAUGCGGGCGCUUUGCAGAAACAAUUCUUGGGAACCGCGGAUCUCCUUUGCAGUGGAAGGUGAACAGAGGCCUCCAGAAAGCGUCUUUUCAAAUCCGCUUGAUAGCCUUUAGAGAGAUUCAAGAUGGUGUUGCAAAGCCUUGGAUAAACAUCGUGCAGUCUUAGAGGGAGAACAGAAAAACGAGGCUGACACCAGUUCCAGAAGGCUCACCUGCCACCAGGUCGGAAAAGUCAGCCGGCUUUUCAUCUUUUGUUUUCUGUUCAGAAACCAAGAGACAUUCUGGCCAGAAGGAGUGGUGCCCUGGCCCUGUCCAUGCAGACGGCCUGUGAGCUUGGAAUUUACUCUUGGAGAAUCUUGGGGCAGCAGGUGUCCCUCAGGACAGCGGGUGACCUGCACCGUCGGGAUCCCCACCGUCAGCUGCACACCUGCCCCUCCACCAUGAGCUGGCCUCAGAACUGUCCAUCUUCUUAGUGGAACAGAAAAAAAAAAAAAAGAUGUAGAAGAAGAAAGAAAACCAAGUGGACAGAAAAUGAGCAGAGAGAGAGGACCCCAGAGGCAUUUCUGAAGAUGGCUUCAGGUUCCAUGAAAUCUUAAGGCAUUGGGAGAACAUUCACAGCUUUAGAAUAUUUAUUGGGUUUUUAAAAUAAUCAAUUCUAGGGUGGAUUUGAGGGUUUUUCUCUGUCACUCCAAGGUGGAAGGAGUUUAUUUUAUUAGUUAACCAAAUAUCAUCGCGAGGAAUUUAAAACACUGUUACUACCAAAGAUUUUUAUUAAUAAAGCCUUCUAUUUUGGUAAUACUUCUCUAUAUUUUUACUUACAGGAAUGUGACUGUGGGACAGUUACCAUUUUAAAGCUUGUAAAAACGAGUCUCACAGGUGGCAGGAGUGAUCUAAAUUUGCAGCCAUUAUACUAACCAAUUAUCUGAAAUUUCUCAAGCACCAAGAGAAACCUAAAAAAUGUCUCAUCGAAGGCAGAGAAGAGAAAUGGGUUUGCCGUGAACAUGUGGUCGGCGUGAGGUCAUCCCCUUCAGCUGCCAGCCCUGACCCUGACCGCCGUCCGUAGGCGUUUGCGGCAGUCAUGGGGUCUGACGCUUCUAGUUUCUCUUGUACAGUAAGUAGUUGGAAAUGGGGUUUUUGUAUAUAAAUAUUGUAUUAAAAAUUAGGUGAUGACCAAAAAUCCUUUUAUGGAGACCAAUUUUUUUUUUUUAAAAAAAGUGAAUGUACACAAAUUCACAGAGGACUGUGGCUGAACCUUCAUGCAGCUAAAUAAAUUUGGAUACACAA